AGUGGUCGCGCCACGCGCGGUAUCGGCGUCCAUCCGUACUCCAUUACUCCAUAUUCCAUUGCGUUGCGGUAUCGCCUGGUGCCUGCGAUCAGUACAGUUUAGAAUUAGAACAAUUCAGAGGUACGAAUUGCUAAAGAACAACCGGGAGCUUCCACCUGAAGGGUUGAAAAUGGCAAUGGCGACGAACCAAGUUAAGGGCAGCGGCUGGCCACGGAGAGCGAGCAACAGUUCGUUCGAGGGGAAGGUGGUGCAGAAUCAAUCGGUUACCAUCAACAGGACCGUUAAUUUAUAUCCUUUGACAAACUAUACAUUUGGAACAAAAGAGCCACUCUUCGAGAAAGAUCCAUCAGUACCAGCAAGGUUUCAGCGCAUGAGAGAUGAAUUCGACAAGAUCGGCAUGCGGAGAAGCGUAGAAGGUGUCUUAUUGGUACAUGAGCAUGGACUUCCACACGUUCUUCUUCUGCAACUUGGCACAACAUUCUUCAAAUUACCUGGCGGAGAACUCAAUACAGGAGAAGAUGAGGUAGAGGGCCUAAAACGGCUCCUUACAGAGACCUUUGGACGACAGGACGGGGUGAAGCAAGAAUGGGUUAUAGAAGAUACAAUUGGAAACUGGUGGCGUCCGAACUUUGAACCACCUCAGUAUCCGUACGUGCCGCCACACAUUACAAAACCGAAAGAACACAAGAGACUAUUUCUCGUACAGUUGCAAGAGAAAGGUAUAACGACAAAUCGGAAGUUUCGGUAUAUGUAUUUAAUUAAUCUUAUAAAUAUAUUUACUCUCUUGUUAUUUUUAUAUUUAGCUCUCUUUGCUGUACCUAAAAAUUAUAAGUUAGUUGCUGCACCUUUAUUUGAAUUGUACGAUAACUCACAAGGCUACGGUCCUAUAAUCUCAUCUCUACCACAAUCUCUGUGCAGGUUUAAUUUCAUCUACAUGUGAAACUAGAAUUAGAAGAACAAAACUGAAAUUUUGUUUAAUUUAAUAAAAUCUUAUUAAAAACUUAAUAAA
Molecule: messenger RNA, 1009 nt
Organism: Mycetomoellerius zeteki
Lineage: Eukaryota; Metazoa; Arthropoda; Insecta; Hymenoptera; Formicidae
Gene: Cpsf5
Product: cleavage and polyadenylation specificity factor subunit 5
Exons: 5
Coding region: 170-940 (256 amino acids)
Biological process (GO): mRNA 3'-end processing
Cellular component (GO): mRNA cleavage factor complex
Molecular function (GO): mRNA binding
Source: RefSeq, a predicted model, not a curated record